Molecule: messenger RNA, 761 nt
Organism: Thalassophryne amazonica
Lineage: Eukaryota; Metazoa; Chordata; Actinopteri; Batrachoidiformes; Batrachoididae
Product: glucose-6-phosphate exchanger SLC37A2-like
Exons: 5
Biological process (GO): glucose-6-phosphate transport; phosphate ion transmembrane transport
Cellular component (GO): endoplasmic reticulum membrane
Molecular function (GO): glucose 6-phosphate:phosphate antiporter activity
Source: RefSeq, a predicted model, not a curated record
UCUAUCCCUUUAAGGCUCGGCGGCGGAUCACGUGUGAGUCUCGGGUGGAAAAACCUGUGGAAUAACGCGCUAACAACACCGGGACUGCGCCGGGCUUCGUCUAUAAAUCAGGGACCAUGGACCACAUGGACCAUUUUCUGCGCUUUGUGUCGCAGCAGGAGGCCGCGGGGCUCCGCUUUCACACCAUCACUCUGUCCGCUUAACGGCCGCCAGGCUGCCGUUAAAAACCCGCCGUUUUUUAUCGGUUACUAACUGCUGUGCGCCCGGACAUGUGUCCACAGCCACUUUGAGCUUUGAUCCGGUUUUUGUCCGACAUGAAGUCUCCUGUAGCUCCCGGGAUUCGACUGAUGACCUCCUUCUCCAGGGACAGCUGGUAUCGAGGCUUCAUCCUCUUACAGACCUUCCUCUUCUACACUGCCUACCACCUGUCACGGAAGCCCAUCAGCAUCGUAAAGAGUCAGUUGCAUAGAAACUGUUCCACAGUCAUCCGGCCACUGGACCUCAACAUCACCAACAAUGGCACCUGGUGCGACUGGGUCCCCUUUGACCAGGACAGCUAUAAGACCCUGUUUGGGGUCCUGGACAACUCCUUCCUGGUUGCUUAUGCCAUCGGCAUGUUUAUCAGUGGGAUAUUUGGGGAGCGCCUGCCCCUGCGGUACUACCUGAGUGCUGGGAUGCUGCUGAGUGGAUUCUUCACUGCUCUCUUUGGUCUGGGCUAUUACUGGAACAUCCACACAUUAUGGUACUACGCCUUCAUCCAG